GUGACUGCUGUCAUGUCCUCCUGCCUUUAACAGACUCAAUGACCUCUGAUCCUCUUUGUUCCUUCUCUUUCCACUUUCCUGUCAUCUCUUCACAUUUGAACCUCUCUCAUUUGUUCAAACCAAUCAGAUGAACAUAAAGUGAAAGUAGGAGCUUCAGGAGGGACCGAGUUUGUGUUUGUAUUCUCUCGUGAGUUACCUGAGCUCUCCUCGACAGUUUGGAUCUCACUGAGAGAAGGUACAGGUCCCAGGUGAUGGAGAAGUCCUGUGAAGGUCCAGAGGAGGACAGAGUGUCCCUAAGGAGCAACGGGAAGAUGUCCCCCAAUGGAUCAGUGAGGGAGACUCAAGGUUUGCUGAAAACGAUCAGAAGGAGCUUCAAGAAAGGUCCAGAAAGGAGUCCUGCCUCACCCAGAAGCAAAGGGUUAAAGGUCACUGACAAAGAGAACGCAGCAGGAGAGGAGUCAGAGUCUGCGUCCUUUCUAUCACCUCCUUCACCCAGUUCCAGUACCGGAUCACCGGCCUCCUCGCCCCUGAAGACCAUCGGGGGAUUUUUCCACAAGAAGGAGGAAGAUCAGCCUGAUGUGGCCUCACACAAACAAAAACCUCUGGCUCGCUCAAAGACAGAUCCCAACAUGUCCAGGUUUGGUGACUCCUUCAUGAAAAAAGGAACAACGUUUCGUCGAAGCCUGAGGUUCGGUUCCAAAAAGGAGAUUGAGAAAACCAGCAAGCCGGAGAUUCAUUUAACCACCACUGAAGGAUUUGAAGAGAAGAUGGAGGUGGAGGUAGAGGAGGUGAAAGAGGAAUUAGAGGAGAUGGAGGAGCUGUACAAACUACCAGACAUCCCCCACACCCCACUGUCAGUGAUGCAGAUCAACAAGCUGAUAGAGAUGGAGGUUCUGGAGGAGGCACACCUGAACCUCCUCGCCCUGAGGCUGGAGUUCCAGAAGGAGCAGGAGAAGUUCGAUCAGGACUGUCCCACGGAGCUCUCAAAGAAAGAGAAAGACCUGAACCUGCUCUACGUGGAACUACGGACCAAGAUCAGAACCAUCGUCCGAGACUCGAACUCUCUGCCCGCCAGGAACGUACCUCUGCUGGUCUUCGUAGCUCGGAUCAUCCAGGAAGAGGAAAAGAGGGCUGCAGAACCUGGAGGACUUCCUGACAGUUGGAUGGAGGCCUGGAGGGAGGCAGUGUGUGAGGGGGUGCAGGUGAAGGUGAACAGUGUUCACCUGGAGCACAGGGAGGAGAACCUCUCUUGGUUGGCCGUCCACCUGGGUCUGCUGGGGAAGACCAUCGUGGAGGAUUUGGAGAAUGUGACAAGGGAACUGCGGUGGUCCUACCCCCCCAGCUUCAGGGUCUUCAGCUCGUAUGUGAGGAGCUACCACCGUGUUGUCAGGCAGCACCUGAAGAAGCUGGAGCCACAGGUGACGGAGCUGAAGGAUCUGUACGCCCUGCUGGACUGGAUCCUCAACAAAUACAGCAGUGAGAAGAUCAUGAGGAGUUUGUCCCUGCAGCCAGACAUGACAGAAGAAAAUGCUGAUCUACAGCUGGAGGAAACCUUCGUCCAACUGCUGAAGGACAAAUACUGCUGCAAAGUGAAGGAGGACAUGAGGACAACACUGGACAGAAUCAUUGGACUGGAAAAUGAGACCUUUUGGAUAGACAGGAAAGAGCCAGAGAAGGAGGACAUGUUCCUCAUCUCUCCAUUUCCCAUGGACAUCUGGACGAAAGUAAAAGGAACCGUUCAGAACUCCAGAAAACUGGAAGCUGAAGUGGAGCUGAAAGUGAUCGCUUCCUGCGUCGAGGAGCUGAAGAACUUUCCCAAGAGGUUUGAAACAGAGUUCAGGUCUCACUGCAGCGCUCUCCAACCACAUCCUCUCUGGACUCAGUAUCAGAUCACCUACAUCAACAGCUUUGCUGCUUUGCAGCAACACAUGAACGGGUACAGAGACAGCUGUCCCAAGGAGCUGGAGGGAUUCAGACGGGAGGUGAUGUGGCUGAUUGUUCGGCUGAUGCAGUGCCUGGAGGACCAGUUCAAGGAGGAGGUUAAGUCGUACCUGAGGAGGAUGAUGUCGAGGAAGUGGCUCACCAACGAUGAAGACUUUAAUCACCUCUGCAGCCGAACGCGGCUGUUGUCCCAGCACUGCAACCUGAUGAGGCCUCCUCAGGCUCAGGAGUUUGCGAGCCAGCUGCAUUACCACGUGGCGAAGGAGUACCUCGGCCAGCUGAUGAGGAGCAACUACUCCUGCAGGAACCGAAAACACGAGAAGGCAGCGGCCAAGAUCCGCCAGCAGUGGAGCGCUCUCAGGGAUCUGUUUGAGGAGAUGAAAUCCUCUCAUGAGUGGCUCCACCAUGCAGGAGACGACCUGAGCAACAUCAUUGGACAAAGAAACAAGACGGACAUCAAGAACAACCUGCAGCGUCUCGUCCAGCAUUAUCCAGACUUUAGCAGGAAGCACCUGGUUGCUCUUCUGUACUUCAGGGGUCUACAGCGAGGCCGCGAGUACCAGCUGAUCCUCCAGAGACUCACAGCCCUGAAGAAAGAAACGGGCAGCGCCGGCAGCGACCGAAGCCGAGUUUUGUUUGGGGACAUGCAGGUCACCAUCAACACGGACUGUCUGUCCAGCCUGCCGUCCUCCUGCCUCGGCUUCCUGCGGAGGGACAGCUGAGGACACCUCAUUUUAAUUUUGUACAAACUUGAACCUCCAGUGGUUUUACUUCCAGCACUUUAUGGUUCCAGCUGUUGAAUGUUUUCUGGGAGUCGGUUCAACUGUUGGAGAGAGGGGAGACUUUAUGAAGAU
Molecule: messenger RNA, 2795 nt
Organism: Nematolebias whitei (Rio pearlfish)
Lineage: Eukaryota; Metazoa; Chordata; Actinopteri; Cyprinodontiformes; Rivulidae
Gene: exoc3l4
Product: exocyst complex component 3-like 4
Exons: 14
Coding region: 252-2663 (803 amino acids)
Biological process (GO): exocyst localization; exocytosis
Cellular component (GO): exocyst
Molecular function (GO): SNARE binding
Source: RefSeq, a predicted model, not a curated record